GGAAGCUGACCAUCACGUGAGCGGAAGCCGGGCGCAGUCGGAACCGGAAGCUGAUCUUCUAGUGAGCGGAAACUGUCCGUCCCGUGAGCGGAAGCCGGAAGCGCAGUGCCAUGUUCAGCCCCGCGGCGGACAGUCUGCUCCGGCAGGCCCGGGAGCUGAGCGAUGACGAGCUGGAGAAGUUCUCCGCCCGGAGCCUCCUGCACUGCUGGGAGCCGGAGAGCCUGGACAGCCUGCGGCGGCUGCACCUCAUCCUGUCCGCCAGCAGGGGGCGCCGCCGGCUGGAGCCCGGCCUUGUGGGGCAGCUAGAGGAGACCGUGUGCAGCCCCCGGGCCCCAGCUCAGGUGCAGGCCCUAUGUGCGGCCAUCCUGUGCCUGCUGUGCCCCUGCCCCCGGGGCAGCCCAGCACUGGGGGCCCCCCUGUAUCCCCUGAGUCCGGCCUCGCACGUCCUGGCACUGGGGCCCCGCAUAUGCCGAGCGCUGGAGGCCCGGGUCCCCGAGGGCCAGAGAUCCCUCCUCCCCCUGCUGCUGCUCGCAGUCACCGCCUGCCCGGAGAGCCUGCAGGAGGACAACGUCAACACCAUCAACAGGAAAAUGGCCGACUGGCUGCGCUACGCCGUGCACCCCUCCCCUGCCCCGGCGGGGCUGUUCACCACCCCCCGCUUCAAGCAGCCUGGCCUGAUAUCUGAAGUGGACGGAGCGGUCGCCACCGACUUCUUCACCGUACUGAACGCCGGACAGAGCUACACGGAGGAGCAGUGGAUGAACGUCCAGGCCUUUUCCAUGCUGCGCUGUUGGCUGCUACAUUAUGGGACUGCUGGGGCGGAGGACAAGUCUGAGGUGGAGGGGUCGGUGGUCUCCAUGGUCUCCGCUUCCUCCACCUCCAGCCGCCUGCUGCCCCCGCGGGAGAGACUCCGGGAGAAGGGCUUUGAGUACUGUCUGAGGCUGAUUGAGCAGUGUAACCGGAAGCCCCUGAGAAAGGCGGACGUGGACCUGCAGGGAGCCUGCCUGGUGGAGGCGGUCACUCUGAUAGAUGUCCUGUGCAAGCAGGACACAUCCUUCCUCUACCGCACACUGCCCCUCAUGAAGAUCCUGCAUGGGAGACUGUGCUCGGACUCCUCGCUGGCCGUUGUCUUGUUGCCCGUUGCCCAGUUCUACCUGAAUCACAGCGAAGCUGCUGCCGUGGAGUCGGAGGCAGUGUACAGGCACCUUUUCACCAAAGUUCCAGCUGACUUGUUCCAUCAGCCCCUCUUCCCUUUCCAGUUCAUCCAGUUCUGCAGGACUAAUGGCAGCUUUCUGUCGGAGAAUGUGGAGGCUUUUAGAGGGAGCUUCCCCAAUAUCCUGAAGCUUCUGGCGUGGAACGCUCCAUCACUGAUAACAGAGUUUGUGGCUCUCCUUCCAACCCUAGUGAAAUCUGAUUCUGCCAUUGAGGUGCUUCACGCUCUGCUUGACUUGCCUUGUCUUACAGCCGCAAUGGAGGUCCAGCACAGCUUUGCUUUGUCAACAGAGAAAUCCACCAUGGACCCCUCAUUGCUUCCUUCAUGUUCCUCUGAAGCCUUUCGUCAUCCAUUUUAUAGGCCCAUGUUCCAAUAUCUGUUACGAAAUGAGGCUUGGGGUGGACCACCGCCCGAAGGAUUAAACUUGCUCCGCCAGAUACUCUCCGAUAAAAACGGCUCCCCUCGUGUUUUACAGUGUGCACAGAUCGUUCCGUGCCUACUUCAGCUCUAUGUCCGCAUUAUCACGAGGUUUGCAGAUGGCCCUUUGAUCAACCAAAUAGUAUUAACCUUUCUAGAGCGGAGCGGUCUCUUGUAUGACCUGCCGACAUUCCAAGCUGAUGUCCAGAGAGUUCUCAGUUCCCAGCUCCCCCUCUUGUGCCGUCUGCACCCCUCUGUUGUUCUAGAGCUCUCUCGUGAACUGCUAGACUUUAUAAGCACAGUGGGUAACAUCCAAAGCAAGGAACCGUUUUUUACCCACGUAGUGUGGGCCAUGGGAGAGUAUGUAUCGGUGUAUUAUGACAAGAGAUGCACCGUGGAGCAGGUGAACAGGUUCUUUGAGGUACUAGAAGCUUUACUUUUUGAAAUCACACAGCAUCGUGGCUCAUCCAGUGCGACCAACUCUUCACCACGUGUUAUCACCACUCUUAUGAUGACCCUUACUAAACUGGCAUCCCGCAGCCAGGAUCUCAUUCCCAGGGUUUCUCUAUACUUAUCCAAGAUGAGGUCUUGUGUACAGAGCUCAGCCAUGAUGUCUGCGUACGGGGAGGAAGACAGUGAACGGAUUCUCAUUAGAGCCACCGAACUUUUAAAUCUGCUGAAAGUGCCCAGUGUGGCCCAGUUUGUGCUGACGCCUUCUUCUGAUGUCUGGAAACCAAGUUUCCACAGCGAUCCGUGUUCCUCGCUGCCCCUCGCAAUCCGUACAGCCAGCUGCCUGCUGCAGAGGGACAGGAAGUUGCCAGAAUGACUGACUGUGAUGUCUGUGAGUUGCUUAUGACCCUGUCUCAUAUAGAAACACGACACUUUCCAAGCUUCCUAUUGUGGACUUGAUUAAUCCGCAGCCAUAGUUUCCGUCUGACGCUUACAUGUGCUCUCUACAAAUUGUAUUUUGUCUAAAUGAAAUCUUUUUCAAUACUGA
Messenger RNA from Pseudophryne corroboree (corroboree frog), 2627 nucleotides. RefSeq names its product adaptor related protein complex 5 subunit zeta 1 (gene AP5Z1). The record is from RefSeq and is a predicted model, not a curated record. Lineage: Eukaryota; Metazoa; Chordata; Amphibia; Anura; Myobatrachidae. The coding region runs from base 111 to 2456 and encodes 781 amino acids. Gene Ontology annotation, cellular component: AP-5 adaptor complex. The transcript has a single exon.